ACGAUCCCAACAUCGACAAUGAUUCGAACAACAACGGUGAUGAUGUGAUGCUGCUGAUGAUAUGGAUGAUGAUGAUGAUGAUGAUGAUGAUGAUGAUGGUGAUGACGAUGAUGACUGUGAUGAGGAAAACCAGGAGGAGGAGGUUACCAUCACGAUGCAGACAGGGACAAUGAUUAUAACAACAACGGUGCUGAUGAUGACGAUGAUGAUAAUGCUGACGACGAUGCUGACAAGUGGCAUGAUGAUGGCUAUGACGAGGAGGAGGAGCAGGAGCAUGGGUGUGGGGGGAGGAGGGGGAGGAGGGGGAAGAGCAGGAGGAGGAGCAGGGGGUCUUACCAAUCACGAUGCAGACAAGGACAAUCCUUCCAACAACAACAGUGAUGAUGAUGACGAUAAUGGUAAUGAUGAUGAUGAUGAUGAUGACGAUAAUGAUGAUGAUGAUGAUGAUGAUAAGAUAAUGAUGAUGAUGACGGCGAUGCUGACAAGCUUUUGUUAUGAGGAGGAGUUCGGCGGCUCGACUCAACUCGGUCAUCCUCUGCCGAAUGACGUGGUACUAAGGCGAAGAGGCUACGUUGUGGACCACAGGGCCAUCAGACUCGGAGAGGGAUCCCAGGUUUAUUGGAAAGCGAAAAGAGGGCUGCAAAAAUGGGCGCAAUUUCAAUUACCAUGGGCAUUUGUAAACCCUUCCACGCCGAUUGCGGUGGGCUCAAAGGUGUGUGUUUGCGCACAUACGCUUGCAGUGUGGGUCCUAAACCCGCUCGAAAUUGUUUAUGUACAAGAUUACGAUGGCCUCUCAGGAGCUGAGAAGACAACCACUGCUACUGCUACUGCUACUGCUACUGCUACUGCUGGUGCCGCUGCUGGUGCUGCUGCUGCUGGUGCUGCUGCCGGUGCUGCUGCUGCAGGUUCGGUAUCCAUGAAGCAUGUGACAAUGUGGAGGACAGGAGCCCCUUCGAAGUCGCAGACGAGAGUACGGGCCAGUGAGAAGACAGAAAAUUACUUGGAGUCCAGUGGGGCAUUAGAAGUGGGGAGGCAGAUUAGACAGCAGAAGGAGAAAGGCCAGCAGUGCCAUGAGGUGUCAACGAUGAAGAAAAGGGCAAGCUUUGCAUUUGGCCAUGGCACCUUGAAGGGCCACUUCCUGCGUUUAACGUACCGCAGGCGGCACUCGUACGCUUCGAAGUCCAAUCAGACGCCAGUGGUCAAGACGCCCGGUGGGCGUCUCACAUUCCACUACCCAGGGAAGAGAGGGCAGGGACCCAUUUGCUCCAAUUGUCCCAACAGACUUCCUGGGAUACCCCAUAGGCGUCCUACGGACUACAAGAGGAUGUCCCUCAGACAGAAGAGAGUGAACCGAGCAUACGGUGGUGAAGAAGGUACUCAAGGUUGUGGGAGGAUGUCCCAUAACCGUGCCGGCGAAGAGCGAUUUGCGGUCGAUUGGCGUGAAGACGAUUCGGUGUGGUAUGAGGUCAUGGCCUUCUCCCGGCCGGCAAAUUUGAUCACGUCAGCUAUGUACCCUCUCGCUCGCUACUUUCAGCGGCAGUUCGGCAAGCAAUCGACAGAGGCGAUGGAAAACUACAUGGGCAUCAAAACUCCACAGCCAAAGUCAUGAAAGCUUUUUUUUUCCCUUCGUAAAAAAAAGGCUUUUUUUAAGUUUUUUUUUUUUUUUCCUUUCAAUUUUUUUUUUAAAUAUAAUCUUUAAGUUGGGCAUAGAAACUCUCCAUCCAAAGCCAUAAAACUUGAUAAAAGCUUUUUCCCUUUGAAAAAGGAAAACAAAAAAACGCAGUUCAUAAUUCAAAUAGCUUUUGUCUUACUAGCUUUUAGUUCUUUGGAAUUGUUUUUUCUUUCUUUCGAUUUUGUUUUUUUUAAUAAAUUGUAAAUUUUUAG
Messenger RNA from Chara braunii, 1884 nucleotides. Lineage: Eukaryota; Viridiplantae; Streptophyta; Charophyceae; Charales; Characeae. The record is from the annotation of a GenBank genome assembly.